Ruditapes philippinarum (Manila clam) is the source of this 600-nucleotide messenger RNA. RefSeq lists its product as uncharacterized. NCBI's taxonomy places the organism in Eukaryota, Metazoa, Mollusca, Bivalvia, Venerida, Veneridae. The record is from RefSeq and is a predicted model, not a curated record. The transcript has 3 exons. The coding region runs from base 1 to 600 and encodes 199 amino acids.
AUGGUAAUUUUCUGCUUAAUUAUUGUAACUGAUAGAAUCUACUGUUAUACAAUUUGUUGGGACAAUGUUGGGAAGCAAGUGAAGGCCCGUCAUCAGACUCGCAACCAUGGAAACAAGUAUUUAAGUUGGGCACUUGCAUAUGUAGCAAAAAACCGUGUACAAAGCAGCCACCUUAUUGAUAAAACUGUUAUACCGGCAACCGCUGUACCUUUGGAGAAGUAUUUUCUAGAAGAAGCCGAGAUUUUAAAGAUAAAGGACGCAUUAAUAAAUAGUGUGAUAGAGAUAUUAGUGAACCACGUUCCUCUUUUGUCUCAUCUCAAAACAAUGGUGACAGAAGAAGACCAUAAAUACAUAGAAGAAAGUAAACGAAAAAGUGAAAUAUUUAACAUAGGUGUUCUGCAAGAAAAUCCAUCUACAACAGCAGGAGUUAUAAACAUUUUAGAUAUGUUACACCGCUAUGUUCCCCAAAAUGAAGCUGACGGUACCCUAUAUCCAAUUAUUACAUGGGGAGAUGGAUUGUCAUGCGAACGUCAUGCUGAUGCACAAAACGCACGUGCCAAUGGAGCGACUCCGUUUAAAAGGGGUAAAAGGGAAAUUUAA